GAGGGGGUGGCUGGAAAUGUUUCAGCCAGAGUUGGACAGGCAGUCUGUUUUUACUGUUGUGAAGAGAAAAUCUUUGGUCACUGAAUCGGCGGGACAGAGAGGUGGAUAAGAGCUGCUGCUGUGGUCGUUAUAUGAACAAGUUAGCUGCUCAAAAUAGCUCUAGUGUAGAAUCUUGGUCAGGAACUUAAGUUCUUCAGUCCUACAUGAAGUGAGAGAGAUCACCAUCAAAAAGUGCCUUUGAGAAGAUAUCCCCGUCUUGGUCCGUCUACAUUUCCGGCCUAUGCUUUCUUUAAGGCCAGACUCAAGUACCAACACAGGAUACCUCAGCUGCAAGCCCUUUGCCACCUCUUUGCACAAAGUCAGCACCUAAAAAAUGCCAAAAUAGAGCCAUAAUAUAAGAGGACAGAGAAUAAUGACCUGAGAAUUUAUGACUAAAGUCUGAUAUUUAUAGGCACCCUCAUUUGUGGAUAAUACACUUCCUUUUGAUGGGUGAUUUCUCAGUGAUUGACCAGCCAUCUGAUCUGUCUGCUCCAGCUGAUGGCGCACUCACUAGGUUGUUGUGAAAGCGGACUUUGCACAUAGAGCCAACCCACAGCUUUUGGUCUAUGAAGCACACUGAGAUUGAUUGAAAAAUUAAGUUUAUGAUUAUAACCUUUGGACAUGGCGUUGAACAUUUCUUCAGUAAGAGACACAAAAUGGCUGACUCUGGAAGUGUGUCGACAGUUUCAGAGAGGAAACUGUUCUCGUAGUGAUGAGGAAUGCAAAUUUGCGCAUCCACCCAAGAGCUGCCAGGUUGACAAUGGGAGAGUUGUUGCCUGCUUUGACUCACUGAAGGGCCGAUGCUCAAGAGAAAACUGCAAGUACCUUCAUCCACCUUCACACUUAAAAACCCAGUUAGAGAUAAACGGGCGCAACAACCUCAUCCAGCAGAAGACAGCCGCAGCUGUGCUUGCCCAACAGAUGCAGCUCAUGAUCCCAGCACCCAGCCUGCAGUCUGUGACAACAUUUCCUGUUACGCAGGGACUGAGCACAAAUACUGGUCUUGGUUAUGGUUCAUACAUGACGCCCUUGAGCCAUGGAAUGAGCCUCAUCCCGACAGACAACCUCUCCAGCACCCAGGUUCUUGUGACUGGGAGCCCACCUGUCACAGUCCAGAGCUCCUCCUCCUCUUCCUCCUCUUCUUCUUCUUCUCCCUCACAGAAGCUGCAGCGUACAGACAAACUAGAGGUGUGCCGCGAGUUUCAGCGGGGAAACUGUGCAAGAGGGGAGACAGAUUGCCGCUUCGCUCACCCCAGUGACAGUCCAAUGAUUGACACCACAGAUAACACUGUCACUGUUUGCAUGGACUACAUCAAGAGCCGCUGCUCCCGGGAGAAGUGCAAGUAUUUUCACCCGCCUGCACACUUGCAGGCCAAAAUCAAAUCCAGUCAGCAGCAAGUCAAUCACACAGCUGUGGCAGCCCAGGCCGCAGCUGCAGCCAUGACUCAGUCGACUGCCAAAGCAAUGAAGCGAUCCCUCGAGGCAACUGUAGACCUGGCCUUUCCCUACAGUGUACCCCUACCAAAGAGACCAGCUUUUGAGAAGAGCAGCUUGGCCAGCUCUCUCCUCAGCCCCAGUUUUUUGCACUACCAACAGGCUCUGGCCAACACACAGCUGCAGCAGCCCACCGCUGCAUUUUAUCCGACAGGUUCUGUCUUCUGCAUGACCCCUGCUAACAGCGUUGUCCCCAUGAUGUACAGUGCUACGCCUGCUACUGUCUCUGCAGCAACUACUCCCGCCACAAGUGUCCCCUACGCAGCAACAGCACCAGCCAAUCAGAUCAUCCUCAAGUAACCACCAGACACAGAAGUCAGUGCCGUGUUGCUGCUGUUAAAGACGCCCAACAACUGCUCUGUAAAUAUUCUGUGAACACCGCACACAACCUACAACAGGCUGCAUGCUGAUGACAUCUCUGAUGAAGAGGUUGUUGACAUUACUUUGAUCUCUCCUAAUAAAUUACAUAGCUCAAUUACUAGGAUUAUUCUGUUAGAUAAGAGUCACAGAAGGUUACUGUAUGCACGCGUCUCUGCACCUGCAUUAACAUGCAUCCUUAGUAAUGUGCAUAAUAUCUUGGUUUCUAUUUCCUUAACCAGUUCUGACAAGGUGAGAAGUGCAUUUAGCCUCUUAAUCAGCUGAAAUGCAGUUCACAUGUAGGAUCCUCAUAAAUAGAGAUUAACUUUUCUGAAUAAAUCCAACCAGAAAACACAUGGAAAUUAAACAGAAACAGGCAGUUCAGAUACAGUAACACCUAAUGAUAUUAACUAACAAAUAGAACUGUUGUUCACUGAUGGUUUUAAAUGUUGUACAUAUUACAAGAGGAAGACAUAAGGCUGACAGAUCUAAUCUGAGAUGUUAAUACCAGGUAUAAAGAGGUUCUAUAUUGGAGAUUGUUAAAACUGUAUCCUCAAGAUAUCGAGCAACAACUUAUAUUUACUUUCUUGAAUGUGUUAUGUAAACUAUAAGGUUUUUCACAUGAAUGAUUGUUUAUCUAUUGCUAGCUUUAAUUAUUUCAAACAACCUAGUAAUACGCACUUAUUUUAACUUUCCACGUUGUAAGAAAUUACACAAGCUUUCUUUAAAAUGCUCUGAGGGUAGUCCAUCUUUAUUGUUUACCCUGUGGUCCCCAGAGAACAGGAUCAGUGCUCCACCUCCUGGUGUGCCUUUGCAUUGCAUAUAGAGUAUGUUUGCUCAGAGGAAAUACUGUAUAAUCCAUUUGCUGCAGAUACUUUGAACUCAAACAUUUAGAUUUCCCCCUCUUUAUUACAUAAAAAAAACAUCUGUUUGGAUUAUUGGUCACAGUGAUGGUUGAUUUGUUGAUGUAUCUGUAAGUGGUUCUCACUUCUGGAGUCGGUUUCACAAAGAUAGACUUAGGAUAAAGCAAUUGGUCAUGUUUUAUAUGUCUAAAUUCAGCUUUUGCACAAAGUUUUUUAGUUCUUCUUGGCUGAUAUUGGACAGAAUUGCCAACUUGUUACACUCUGUUACCAGUCAGAUCAAACUCAAAGGAGUGUGUGGAUUCAAAGGUCCAGACUGAGGCAAUAGUUCUUUAGUAUCUUAAGUAGGACUAAUGGCUGAACGAGUAACCACAUCAGUCCACGUCAAAAUACGUGAGGGAGUUAUGAACAACUAAUCCAUGCAGCAGCAUUGGGUUACUUUUCUAGUUUUGAAAGUACCUCUCAUGUCACAGAAACCACUGAGAGAAACUUGUGUUAUUAUCAUACUGUCCGUGAUGUGUCUGUGUUUUUGUUCUGUUGCUCUGCACAGAUCUGACACUUGUCUGCCCGCCCACCUGCUCUCAUCCCUCGGCUCUCUGAAGCUCAGUGCGCCUCAGUUUCCUGGUAAAGGCGGUGGGGCAGCAUGGAGGUUAUCAGGGCUGCUGGUAGACAAUAUCCUUGUAUUGUAAGGUUCAUAAAAUACACCCAAAUUUGCGAAUAUGUAGAAUAUUACUACAGACAUCCCCGUUAUCUUACAUCGCAAUGCCUGCUGUGACAGCAGAUGCUGUAUUCACUCAUGUCAGUGAUGAUGGUGUUUUACCAUCCAGGGGAUGCGCCUUGUUUUUUUCCCUUGAUAAUGCUACAUUGUGAUAAAGUGAUUGUGCCACUGAUUGAUGCUGUAUUGACUCAUGUCUUUUAACUUUUACCAGCAGCCGCCAUUUUCCCCUCAUACAUGUCAAAUAUGUCACGCAGUUUUGUUGUUGUUUUCUGUUUUGUUCACAGUCUGAAUAAGUGAGAAGAAAACAUAAAAAUCUUCUCAAUGAAAGAGGAUAAGCAUAUUUCUCAAAUUGAUGAACUAUUAAAGUUAUACAGUAACUUCUUAAAAUGUUACGGAUUAUCCGUAGAAAUUCUAUUUCUAUUUUUGGUUCCGUGCCACUGGUCAGCAGGUGUCACUGAUUGUUACCAUGGGAACACUGGCUAGAAGAGGCACUCUCAAAUCUGAAACCGCAGAGCACCCUUUUGUUACGGUUUUCAGGUUUAAUGUCAUGUUUGACCAAAACAGUGUGAAACAGCCUUCGGGGUACGUUUUCUCCCAUUCGGUGAGUGUGUCGGAGGUGUUACCCAAUCAGCAGCAAUGUGUAUUAAAGUAAAAUAGAUCUUUACUUAUUGACCGUACUUUUUUUGGGUUUAUAUUUCACACUUGCUUUGGGAUUAUAAACAUAUGUUUCCCAUGCCAAUUAAGCCUCUUUGAAUUCAACUGAAUGAAACCCCACCACACUAAAAGGCAGUGUGCCUUUCUAACACAACAGGGUGUUCAACACUCCACCAUUUACAUUUAAACAAAUGUUUUGCUACAUUUUGUCAGGGCUGAACGCACCCUGGGUGUCAACGAUUGUUACCGUCGGACUAUCUUAGUUCUGAGUUAGCCUUAUGGCUAGAUUUUUGGGUUCAAAGUAAGCCAGUCUUUAUUUUUGUAAGACCAUCUAAUUUGCAUUAUAGGCUGGCAUAACAUUACAGACCCAUCUAAAAUAUCUUUGUGAAACCAUCUCCUGGUUUUUAAGCAGAACCUCCACAGCCAUCCGAGUCAACUCAGUAAUUACUACCGCUCAUAUUCAAAGUAAAGUCCCUGUAUUAACCCUAUAAGAGAUGAGUAAUGUGUGAGCUGUUAGUCUUAAUGUGACAGUCAGUCGUCAGUACUGUAUUUGAAUGUUACAAGUGCCUGAAGAAUUGUGCAGAUGAGGAUGUUUGUGCAUAUUUAAAAGGCUUUGUGUGGAAAAAUUACUCUAAAGUCACAUUUAGGAGGAGAUGUUUUGCAAUACUACGUCAGUGCUUUAGUGUUUAGUCUUUCAAUUAAGUUUCACUGAUGCUCAAAUUUGUAUGUGUGUACUACAACAUGUAUAAGAGUUGAUACCCAGCUUCAUUUGUUUCACUUUUAAGAUAUGACCCCAUUAGUUUCAUGCACAGUAAAAUACUUUAUGUCAGUAAAGUAGAAUUUAAGUUUAGUUGUGUAGAGUUGAAACCACAUUAUGCAAUAACCGUCAUUGUUUGAAACUGACAGAGUGGGUAUUGUGUUUAGUUAAGAAAAGAACAAAAGCAGAUGUUAAAAAGAUUUCACUCAUAUAUUAACGUUCACCUUUUAUGUAAGUUUUAGUUCCCUCUUUGUGCAAAUAUCAGCCUUUCCUUUAAUGUUUCUGAUGUCUUUUCAAGUGACUGAUGUUUUGGUUUUUUUUAAUGAAAACGUGUGUACACUUUUGUGUGAUUAACUCAGACAAUCCACCAAGAGAUUUGUUCACAUUUUUUUGUUCUCAUUCGUUGUGAAAAGUCUUACACAUUUAUUGUUUGGAAUAUAAGGAGUAUACUUGCAUAUUUUACUAGUCUAACAUUAGAAAGGAACACUUUUAAAAUGUAUUUUCUUCUAUUUUAUGAUGAAUGUAAUUUAUUAAACUGACUUUAGCUUCUGCUGGGGGUUACCUCAAAGGGCCUCGAUCUGUUGUAUUAGCCUACGAUAAGCCGUCUUGUGUCCAGGGAGCGAAUGUUGGGAGCAACGAGAAGCUUGAAACAUUUCAACCCCUGUCACUGCCUUGUCACCAGUGAGGGACAACGAACCUUUGUAUGAGCAAGGCCAUAGAACUGCUUUUUAUUUACAAAAGUGUAUUGUACAGGCCACAUUUUACGGAGUGUAACUUUCAUAAUAGCGUAACAAUAGUUUGUCAUUUAAUUGUGUUGAUGUGUUGCCGAGGCAAUCUGAAGUUGCAGUGGUUAAAAACUGUAUUUUUGUAGGUGAUGGAUUUGUUUUUCCUCCUCACAAUAACACAUUAGAUUGUACUGUCAGAUAAUAUGCCAUGGUGACACACUGUAAGUGAUCCAGUGCAUACGAAUAUACUCUGAAAUGUUUUGUGUUUUAUAUUGUUUCCGCUGCAUGUUAACAUCUUGCAGCAAACAUAUAAUCCACCCUCAGAGCGUCUGCAGUCAGUUGAUGGUUCAGUGGCUGUUUGAACCUUAAUCUCAUCAUAUGAUUGUUUCAAAAGUUUAACUGGUUAUUAGAUAUAUGACAAAAUUUCCCUUAUUUAUUUUACCUGCAAAUUAAAGGCAUAUAACCGAAUGUUUAUUUCAACUUUAAUCAAAAAGCUUGAAUGUCAUGGAUAUACCCGCACAUGGAGGUUGUUUGAGAUUUUCAUCCCCCCAUCGAAAAGAUGUGGACAGUAAGAAUGUUUGGUCUGAGCAACUAAAGCACUUUCACCGCCGUCAGACCGAGAGGACAUGCUUUUUGUGAACUUUGCCUUAUCUUUAAUCUAUUCCUCAGUUUGUAUUUGUUCAGUAAUUAUAAAUUUCAUAUUGUCUAAUAAAUAAAAAAAAAUUCAUUUAACUUUUCUGUGACGUUAUUGCUACUCGAGUUUUGAAUUUGAGGCCAAAAUUACUUUGUAAAACAAACCCAAACUAUCCUGAUAGGACAAAAGGUUAAAUUGCUAAAUUAUAUCACACUUUGAAAUAUGCUGGUGCCAUUUGGUUCCAUCCUGGCCUGAAUAUAAACUGUCCCUCACUUUUUUGUUUUAACUUACUUGUGGAAAUUAUUUUUAUUUGUGUAUAAUUAAACAUGUGGAUAGUUUUGUUCCUGUAAAUUCAAAAUUGUGUAAAAUCUAAUAUUGCAAAUAAAUAAAUGUCAAGUAAA
Epinephelus fuscoguttatus (brown-marbled grouper) is the source of this 6639-nucleotide messenger RNA. Its product is annotated as muscleblind-like protein 2a. The transcript has 10 exons. Lineage: Eukaryota; Metazoa; Chordata; Actinopteri; Perciformes; Serranidae. The record is from RefSeq and is a predicted model, not a curated record. Gene Ontology annotation, molecular function: metal ion binding. Bases 661 to 1833 code for a protein of 390 amino acids.